GUCGCACCCGACGGCAUCCUCGAUGCACCCUGCCUUUCGUUGCACAUCGACGGCCGACGGUUAGGGGUAGACCGAAUCUCCCUGUAGUUUCAUAUCGACCAUACACGUGAACCCGUGUCUCUCGCGAGCGUCUCGAUCCGGUCUGCGGAGAUCCGCGGAGGUCGGACGAUGUUAUCGAGGAAACCGCGAAGGAGGAACCACCGAUGACACCCCACCUCCUCCCUCUCCCGAGCGCGGACUGUGCUGACUGCUAGCGCGAGAGAAAAACUCUGUGCAAGUUGUACAUGCUCUUGAAAGAAAGUGGUGCCUAAGCGUGUGAUUUCUUAACUGUGUGUGCAUAUGUGAGGGAAGGGAAAAUUUAAUUAGUGCCUAUACGCGUCGCACGUGCAAUAAUCACGAGAUUGAUUCGUAUCAAUUCGAUCGAUCCACCCAUAGUCUGUACAUACACGUAUAUAUCUCGGGGAUUAGUUUCGGAUUACAAUAUUGCGAUGCCCAUUCGCCACGCGCCAAAGAUCGCGCCCAAGUGUCGAGGCGAAGGCAGAGAGCGCGGUACGAGCAGCGAGACGGAGAGGAGAGCGUUUCGUUAAAAUAAAAUACGCGGCCGGGGAGCCUUCGAGAUUUCAUAAAGCGCGUUCCAACGGGCAUGAUUGCCGCAUUAGGAGUCAGGUACGUGUGUACCCUGUCCACACCGUGAUAUCGGCCUGCUCUGUACGUCCUCCCUCCCUCCGAAAGUGUUUCCAAAUUUAGACUGAAACAUUCCACAACGGCAUCAGCGAUGUCACGAUUAAUGCUGUGUAAUCUUGGCAAUACCUCGACAGCGGGAAAUGACACGAACAACAACGCGAACACGAACAGCAGUAUGGAGGACGACGAUUCUUAUCCACUGCCUACUAUUUAUCGCUGCCGUGCACCCAUAGCAAGUUUGGAUUGCAUGGAAGAGUUCAACGGCGGCGGCGGCGGCGGCGGUGGCGGCGGCGUAGACUCGGGCGUGCACUGCAGCAACACGACCGGAACGAAAGAACAGCUACUAACUAGCUGCAUUGCCGCACAAGCGCAACGUUUGCAGCACCCCUCGCCAGGUAUUCGCUACCGCAACUUGGGCAAAAGCGGUCUACGUGUUUCCAAUGUUGGAUUAGGAACGUGGACCACAUUCGGCGUGGGCGGCUGCAGCAACGAGGAGACCGCGGAGGCCGUCGUGGCUCUCGCCUAUGAUAGCGGAAUUAAUGUAUUUGACCUGAGCGAGGCGCACAGCGGCCACCGCGCCGAAAUCCAGUUCGGCCGUAUCCUGCUGAGACGCGCCUGGAACCGUUCCAGUUACGUCGUCACGACGAAAAUUUACUGGAAUACCAAGACCGAGGGUCGCGGGCUAUCGCGGAAACACAUUAUCGAGUCCGUGCAAGCUUCGCUCGUCAGGCUGCAACUGUCGUACAUCGAUAUUGUCAUGAUCCACAAAGUCGAUCCAAUGUGUCCGAUGGAAGAAAUCGUUCGCGCGAUGAAUUAUGUUAUAAGCAAAGGCUGGGUGAUGUAUUGGGGUACAUCGCGAUGGACACCCGUGGAAAUUAUGGAAGCCUAUACGAACUGUCGGCAAUUUAAUUGCGUGACGCCUAUCGUCGAACAAGCGGAAUAUCAUCUGUUUUACAGAGAGAAACCUGAACUCUAUAUGCCAGAAUUAUAUAACAAAAUUGGUGUUGGUUUAAUGGCAUGGUCUACAGUCACCAUAGGGAUGGUUUCUUCGAAGCCAGAAGAUUGCGGAGUAUCGUUCCUCUCGAGAUCUUCUUAUAAAAACAAAUAUUCCUCGUUUAGCUUGUUUCUGAACGUGUUAACGAUAGCUUUUGCAAUGCAGGAAUACGCGUGGAAAGACAAAUCCGCAGAUGAGGAGACUCGGAAAUAUUCGGACAAAUUACGGGACGUAUGUGCUCUUGCCGAAAGACUGGGGUGUUCUUUCGGACAACUAGCCAUCGCGUGGUCUUUAAAGAAUGAAAGUGUUCAGUGCCUUCUGCUCGGUGCAUCCAAUAUAGAUCAAUUGUAUGAGAGUCUCCAAAGCUUACAGCUUAUCCCAAAAUUAAACGCGAGCAUAAUGAGCGAGAUCGAGAGGAUUCUUGAUAACAAACCGUCCCGACCGCCGAUGAUAUCCACUCUGGCACUUAGAUGACAAUCGAUGUGCCCCCACGGCAGCGGUGGGGGUUCUGUGGAAGAGGCGGGCAGUCCAAAGAGCGAGGGCGGCAACAGUCAGGAUCAGGAGCAGACCAAGGAAGUAAACAACAAGUUGCCAUUCUGUGAGAUACAGUGAAGUCACACGCGGACGGUAAACCGUCUCGUUGCUCCACACGCUAUUGAUACCCAACAUCGGGUGGCCAAGGACUGACACGGAUGCGACUCGUUUUCGCGUUCUCCGCUUUACAUUUGGUCGCGACCCGGUGCGGGUCGAGUGCACAUAUGACCACGAGUCGACACGACAAUAUUUACCAAUUACGAAGGAACCCAUCUCCGGAGACUCGUCGUCUCUCGACGGCAACGAGAACAUUCAUUCUCACGGGGGUAUCCCGAACAUCACGCACGAUUUGUAUCUCUCGUACGUCACACUCGUGGACACUCGUAGAUAUGUAGGUGAUAAACGCGACGUGUAUCAUCGCGAGAGUCCAUCUGUCUCCGUUGACAGAAUCGCGUGUUUGCACGCUUUCAAAAGCAAUCUCUGGGAACGGUUACAUUUGUCCCAUCCAGCCGCCGUAAAUUUUUCUCUAAUCUCCCUCUGUCAGGAGACUCUAUCCCGUCGGAGAGAUUUUUAUUCGCGAUUCCAAGUGUUCAUUAUUCUUAGCGUUAAUAAUCCCAUUUGCUACACUCGUAGGGAGUAACCAGGAAUUCAGCAGUGUCACGAGUGUCCACCAGAUUACAACGUUCGUUCUGCCAUUCAUUGGUCGAGUAAAAGCGAUUUGCGGACAAUUAAUUAAUUCGGACGGUAUAGGACACACACACACACACACACGUCGAUUAUCAUCUAAAAAAAAUUUCGUCGUAGGUCAUAAGAACUUUAUCAAGGAUAUUAUCUAAAACGCGAUGCACCUCAUCCCAUCAACUUCGACGUCCAAUAUACAUAUUUCUUUCUACCGAUGUCGCGCUUGAUUCUUCGAAUUUUAUCCACCAAUUUAUCUUCUCUUUCUCCGUUUCUCUUUCUCCAUCCUCUCUUCUUUCUAGUUUGUUCAAGGAUCGAGAGACGAUUGCGUUGUAUAAGAAACGCGUGAUGCGCAAUAUGCGCUAAUAAAAUACAUCGCCACGGAUUUUUCGCUUUUACAAAGAAUACGCGCCUGUUUUCAGAGUAUAGGCAUUGUACUAAGGGAUGAAUGCGAUUGAAAAAUAAAUUACAUAAAGAGUAAUUGCGGAAUAAUUGAGCUGACGAGUCCAAUAAUCGAGUCCAGUCGGUAGAACAAGUUGAGACGAUUCGAAGAGCUGGAGCGACGCUUUAAUUCAAAGUCUGAUUCAGUCUCAUUAACUCGCCGGACUGAUUCUUUAGACGUAAUCAAUUUCUUAACGGCUACGUUCGAAAUAUUUUCACUAAAUAUUCGCAUUAACUCGGUCAAACCGAAUAAAAAUGUAAAUUCUAUACUAAUACACGAUAGAUUCACCGACGAAUCUUUAAAGAUCCGGACUGUGUACAAAAGAUCUCUUUACUUGAAUAGAUGACCGUUUCUAUCAAGAGAACGUCUGUUUGUUUACCGCACACGAUAGCUUUUCGCUUCGCUUUGCCAUAAAGUGAGAUGCAGCACAUUUCAGCAAGUGAAGAAGGUGAUUUAUCUUGAAAAGAAACGCAAGAUUUGUAAUAUUCGACAAUUAUAUCUUUGUGCGAAGUAUCGUUGCCCCUGAGCAAUAUUCUUUCAAUUUAUCUUACCGUUCCCUCAUGCCAAAGUGACAAAGUCAUCAGCAGAUGCGAUUCGUGCCAAUCAAGCAUCGUUUCGCCGAUCAUUCGGAACAUUGCUCAAGUGUACGAUCGUGAGAAGAUUUCUCGCUCCCGUAAAAAUGAUAAUCUGUAUAUUGAUAUAUGUAUAUAUAUAUAUAUAAACAUAAAAGAGUAUUACACAUUUUGGACAUGUAUAUAUACUGGAAAAAGUCUUGUACCAGUUGGAAUUUGGGUAAAUUCAAUCAAAGAGGUGCAAAUGAGACGCUUAUAGUUAAAUCCGUCAAACA
This is a messenger RNA of Trachymyrmex septentrionalis, 4179 nucleotides long. It is a transcript of the gene Hk, whose product is annotated as voltage-gated potassium channel subunit beta-2. NCBI's taxonomy places the organism in Eukaryota, Metazoa, Arthropoda, Insecta, Hymenoptera, Formicidae. The transcript is spliced from 9 exons. Gene Ontology annotation, molecular function: potassium channel regulator activity; voltage-gated potassium channel activity; transmembrane transporter binding. The record is from RefSeq and is a predicted model, not a curated record. Gene Ontology annotation, biological process: potassium ion transport; regulation of potassium ion transmembrane transport. Gene Ontology annotation, cellular component: cytoplasm; voltage-gated potassium channel complex. Bases 776 to 2152 code for a protein of 458 amino acids.